Molecule: messenger RNA, 861 nt
Organism: Gongylonema pulchrum
Lineage: Eukaryota; Metazoa; Nematoda; Chromadorea; Rhabditida; Gongylonematidae
Source: the annotation of a GenBank genome assembly
AUGCAAGACCGACUGGUGAAACAUAUCGCGUCGCGACAUCGUGAUCGUUCUGCUUCACUGGUUGGCGAAGAUGGCGCGAAAGCUCAUAAGUGCACGUUAUGUACCAAAUCGUUCGGAAGAAGCGAUAUGUUAACACGACAUAUGCGCCUACAUACUGGUAUAAAACCGUAUGGAUGCCAUAUCUGCGGACAGGUAUUCUCACGAAGUGACCACUUGAGUACACAUCAACGAACUCAUACUGGCGAAAAACCGUAUCAGUGUCCGCAGUGCAGCUACGCAGCCAGCAGGCGUGAUAUGAUAACACGUCAUAUGCGUACACAUGACCGUCCCCCAGGAUCACCGGAAUUCAAUCCUCUGGCACUAAGUCAACUGUCAUUGAGUCAUUCAAGUAGCCAGUUGCACCAGAUGGAUACGACACCGAUAUUCCCGGAGAAUAUCGCUUUUGGAUCGACGUGUCUAAAUUCCGGUGGAUUAUCGCCUACGCCACCUCAUCCAUUGAUGCUAUGCACUUCAGCCACUGCUACUACUAGCACUACUCCAGCGACAAAUACCACCGAUGGUCAACAGCCCAGCAGUAUGCUACCAAAUUUACCGAUCCCAGGCCUCAUUGGUACCAACUUGAGCGCCAGUGCAUUUACAGCUCGUGGCAAACUUGCGACAGCAUUAUCGCCAAUGACACUGCCGGAAGCUUCGUCGCAGAAUUCGCCUCCGCACAGCAGCGCCGGUUACCUCACUGUAUCGUCCAUCACUAGCAGCAAAAGUUCUCCAGAAUCGUCGCAAUCAUUGCCAGCGACAGCGCCCUCCCUAAGCCGUCAGGCCAGUAUUGGCGGUUUCUCCUUUGCUCAGCCUGAUUUUGAGUAA